Clupea harengus (Atlantic herring) is the source of this 7371-nucleotide messenger RNA. It is a transcript of the gene dpysl2b, whose product is annotated as dihydropyrimidinase like 2b. The record is from RefSeq and is a predicted model, not a curated record. Gene Ontology annotation, molecular function: hydrolase activity, acting on carbon-nitrogen (but not peptide) bonds, in cyclic amides. Lineage: Eukaryota; Metazoa; Chordata; Actinopteri; Clupeiformes; Clupeidae. Gene Ontology annotation, cellular component: cytoplasm; cytosol.
GCCAGCCCAACACGCAUGUCUCCGGGGGAGAGGAUGCCAGACUGGUCGCUCGUCUCUGCGUUGUUAUGGAAACUGGCCUUUGGCACUGUCAAUUAUGGCAAAGCUUUGGAGAAGAGAACAAAACGCCCUUGUGUUCGGGAUCCUCGCUCUGAUUUGUGCUAUGCUUGCUGUCAGGACUGGUGCAGCACACAUACAGCCGCCUGUCCAAGAAGUGUGCGCUAGUCAGUGUGUAGCUACACCAGUGCAAAAUUCCACAGACGACUGCAUAAUAAAUCACGAUUGAUAAUUAAUCAUUCCUUUUUGUUUCUUUUAAAAUAAAACAACGAGAGCACAUGCAAAGAAACAUGAUUUGCACUUGACGGGCUUAGUGAUGAGUGAAACAAGACAGUGAUGAUAGCGUAAACUAGUUUAACACUUGUAUCUCUGUCAGCACGUUACUGAAUUACAUUAUAUUGUAAUAAUGUACAACACCACAGGUAUGCUUCCCUUCCGCACUACUAUGACACAGCUCUAACGGCCGGAGGCAUGCUCCCGCGACUAGUCUCUACGAGGGAUCACAUCUGUCUGGUGCUGAAGGGACAGCGCCCUUUACCAGCCGUUGGCCGUGACGCAGCAAACCAUCAAAGGUGUACGGAGCCAUUUGGAACAAGGGCUACUUCAACUUCCAUUCACUGCAUUAAUAAAGACAAGUAAUGUUUAAAACCCACACUGCUGUUGUUAUUUACUCAAACAUACUAUUCACGAUGAAUAUGAACUUUUAUCUAAGUGUUCAAGGUUUUGGCUGCUUAUGCACUUAUUCAUCCUGUUUGCUAUGAAGACGUCAUUCUCGGGGCGUAUUUUCCCGAUCGGAUGAAUUGGCAAAUGAUCCAAGAGACGAACGGGAGAGCCCUGAAUUGUCCGUGUCAUUUUCCGCCACUCUCUAACUGCAGCACCUCCGGAGAGAUCCGCCGCUCCCACUCUACCUCUCCAGCGCGCCUGAGUGGGAGUCUAUUCUACGGUAGACUACAGCUCCUCCUGCCUCAGCUGUUCAUACACGCUAGAUUUAACAGAAGGGUAGCCUAGAUCCAUCCUCAUUAGUGUAAGACGAUCUAUUCUCCCAGAGAAGCAGAGACGCAUAUUGAUGUUCACGCGUUGAGAGAAGGAUCACCUGCAUUCACCGGAAAGGCGGUGGUGGCUCUGACUUGCAUCUUACGUGACCAGCCUUUUUCUCCCCAGAAGAACAGCCAUUCUCUCUCUUUCUCCUCACAAUGGCCGCUCCCGAGGAUGUACCAGCUUUCUUCAAGAACAUGGGCUCGGGCAGCCCCAAGCCACGCCAGAAAUUCUGUGGGAUGUUCUGCCCCGUGGAGGGCUCGAGCGAUAGCAAAACCCUGGAUUUUGAUUCCCUGUCCACGAGCAAAUCAGCCCAACCCGGCGGCCGGGUGAUUGAGAAGCAGGGAGAUAUCUCUCGACCCAAAGUAGAGAUCCGCCACAGCACCGGCAAGGAAGCACUGCAAAACCUCAACGAUAAGAGCGAUCGUCUCCUGAUCAAGGGAGCAAAGAUUGUGAACGAUGACCAGUCUUUCUUCGCUGAUGUCUACAUAGAGGAUGGCCUCAUCAAGCAGAUUGGGGAGAACCUGAUUGUCCCUGGUGGGGUGAAGACCAUCGAUGCCCACGGCCGCAUGCUGAUGCCAGGGGGAAUCGAUGUGCACACACGCUUCCAGAUGCCUGACCGAGGCAUGACCGCAGCUGAUGACUUCUACCAGGGCACCCGUGCCGCCCUGGCUGGGGGCACCACAAUGAUCAUCGACCAUGUUGUUCCAGAGCCUGGUGCUAGCCUGCUGUCAGCCUUUGAGCAGUGGCGUCAGUGGGCGGACAGUAAGUCCUGCUGUGACUACUCCCUCCAUGUGGACAUCACAGAGUGGCACAAGGGCAUCCAGGAGGACAUGGAGACGCUCAUCAAAGACCACGGAGUCAACUCCUUCCUGGUCUACCUGGCUUAUAAGGACAUCUUCCAGCUCACUGACUCUCAGGUGUACGAGGUGUUCAGCACGAUCCGUGACCUGGGAGCCAUUGCUCAGGUCCAUGCUGAGAAUGGAGACAUCAUCGCUGAGGAGCAGCAGCGUAUCCUGUCUCUGGGAAUCACAGGUCCAGAAGGGCACGUGCUCAGCCGCCCAGAGGAGGUGGAGGCGGAGGCAGUGAACCGCUCGGUGACCAUAGCCAAUCAGACCAACUGCCCCCUCUACAUCACCAAGGUGAUGAGCAGGAGUGCUGCUGAUGUCAUCGCCCAGGCCAGGAAGAAAGGCACCGUUGUGUACGGAGAGCCAAUUACAGCCAGUCUUGGCACGGACGGCUCGCACUAUUGGAGCAAGAACUGGGCAAAGGCGGCGGCUUUCGUGACGUCUCCUCCCCUGAGCCCUGACCCCACAACCCCAGACUAUCUCAACUCUCUCUUGUCCUGUGGUGAUCUGCAGGUAACUGGCAGUGCCCACUGCACCUUUAACACUACCCAGCGCGCCGUGGGCAAAGACGACUUCAGCCUCAUCCCUGAGGGCACCAACGGCACCGAGGAGAGAAUGUCCAUUAUUUGGGAUAAGUGUGUGGUGACAGGGAAGAUGGAUGAGAACCAGUUUGUGGGGGUCACCAGCACCAACGCUGCCAAGAUCUUCAACCUGUACCCCCGCAAGGGGCGCAUCGCCGUGGGCUCUGAUGCUGACCUCGUGCUCUGGGACCCCGACAUCACCAAGAUCAUAUCCGCCAAGACCCACAACUCUGAGGUGGAGUAUAACAUCUUUGAGGGUCUGGAGGUGCGUGGCGGGCCCCUGGUGGUGAUCAGCCAGGGCAAGAUGGUCCUGGAGGAGGGAACCCUCCACACCACUGAGGGCUCAGGACGCUUUGUCUCCCGCAAGCCCUUCCCUGACUACGUCUACAAGAGGAUAAAGGCUCGCAGCAGGCUGGCUGAGCUGAGGGGUGUUCCCCGUGGCCUGUAUGACGGACCAGUGUGUGAGGUGUCCGUCACCCCAAAGACAUUGACCCCCGCGUCCUCUGCCAAGAACUCUCCUGCCAAGCAGCCAUCUCAGCCUGUCCGUAACCUGCACCAGUCUGGCUUCAGCCUCUCUGGCGCUCAGUUUGAUGACAACAUCCCCCGACGCUCCACCCAGCGCAUCGUAGCUCCGCCCGGGGGCAGGGCCAACAUCACCAGCCUGGGUUAAGCCCCGCCCAUACACGACAGAGGAGGAGGUUUGGGGAGGGGGGUCACAAGGAGACAGGGGUGCUAGCCAUGACAUCACACCCCCACCCCCACCUUAUGAGCCAAAUCCUCCGGAGGGCAUCCAUGUCCUCACCUUUACCUCUCCCUGCACCCCCUACAACACCCCACCCCCCACCAAUCUCCUCUUCCCUCUUUCCUCCUAACCCCCUCCCUUAUCCCCCCACCCCACAGGAGACCUUAAGAAAACCACAUAUUUGCCUCGUGAAGGAAAAAAUGGAUAAAAACUAAAACAACACUUUAUGUUUGAGCACAUGUGAUUGUAUGAUUUAGUGUUUUAUACUGUACUUUCUAUAAUUUUUUUAUUUAAAGUUCAUUUAAAAAUGAAGAGAGCGUUUUUUGUGUUUGCCAGAGCGGGGCAGCUGAAGUGUGGGGGCGCCUUGGUCUACCGUCCUCCUCUUGUGUUUUAGGGAGACGGCCAUUGGCAGUGCCUCAUCCACACUGCCCCACGUCAUAGCCUCUGUCACACCCGUAUGCCUCAUGGAUUCAUUCCAGAUGCCACAGGAGUCAGGACCGGUACGGUUCUGGCCCAGAUGCCACAGGAGUCAGGCCCGGUACAGUUCUGGCCCAGAUCCUCUGCACCCACACAGGGUCUGACCCAGAUCUGUUUUAGAGUCAGCUGCUGUCCUAGUCGAGUUCUUGAGUUCUUAUUGAGAGGAUUUUUGACUUCUGUUUGGGAUGGUGUUUGUCCUAGUUGUGUUCUGAUUCGGACAGUACUUUCCCAGUUGAGUUCUGAUUGGGAGGGUUUAAAUGUCCUAGUUAAGUUCUCAUUGGGAUGGUACUUUCCCAGUUGAGUUCUGAUUGGGAUGGUUUUUGUCCUAGUUGAGUUCUGAUUGGGACAGUACUUUCCGAGUUGAGUUUUGAUUGGAACAGUACUUUUCUAGUUGAGUUCUGAUUGGGACAGUACUUUCCCAGUUGAGUUAUGAUUGAGUUGCUGAGCGCUCUGCUCUUUGCCUCUUAUCAAUGGCAUUGAUGUGUGUGUUGGUGAGAAUGACAGGUAAGGGACAGAAUGCUCUGAUUUCCAUCUCACUUCGAUGCCAUCCGUCACCCUCACACCCACAGGUGGAUUCCCCAUCUCACGUCCACCCUGUGCAGUGUAUAAAGUAGUUUGCAAAGUUACCAUAAAGUUGAAAAUAUGACUUAUGUAGUACAAUCACAUUUUCAUUUAAGAAUAAAGAUUUUUUUAAAGAAAGUGAAAUAGAAUCAAGAUGUGCUUUUGGAAGCUUUAGAAUGUGUGUUCAAGUGAUGUGAGUGAGUUGGAAAAUGUUGGACAUCUCUUUGAGCCUGUGUUUAUAAGAACUCCACCUGUUGCUUCUCCUUGACCAGAUGUACCUGUAUGAGAAGCCACAGGCUGACGAUGCUACUGGCUGAAGCACCAGGCCUGUGUGGAAGCUGAAUCAUGAACUGAUGAUGUUAGUGGGGUUGUGAUCUGAAGUCAUCUGAUUAUAACUGGUAGUUGUUGGUGUGGUUGAAGGUUGAAGGCUGAAGCGGUCUUACUAACUGUUAGGGUUAGAAGAGUUUUAGAGCUUUAAUGAAAGCUAAAUGAGGAACUGGUUGUCUUAGAGAAGGUGAAGACCAAGACUAGCCCUUAAUAGAUCUGUGGCUGAGUUUAUGACGAGAGAGAUAAAGAGAACUACAGAAAGAAAGAGUGAUAGAGAGAUUUGUAGCGAUAGAGGCAGGAAGUGAAACAUUUCUUGACAACUGUCAAAGGGGAAAAGCAUUAGCAUGGUCACCUCAUCAUUCUCUAGUCUCUGCAGGUUGUCGAGAGUGAGGGUCUGUCCCUUGACCGACUGAUUGACUGCAGCAGCUCUCCUUUGCUGUUAAAUGUAACGGUCAUGCUAAUGCUAAUGCUAAUGCUAGUCUCCCCUAUGAAGCUCAGUGUUAGUCCUGCUUUUCCUCCCAUGUUAGAACUAUAUCUGAAACACCUGCACAAGUGUUUUUGUCUGUUUAGCCUUGUGUAUUGAGCGAGCUGGUGUACAUGUUUUUAUAUCUUGUUCUAAUUGAGAGUAGAAAGGGCUGCCCAGUUGAGGUGUUGAAUAGCAGUUGUUAACCGAUCCAAAGGUGCCAGUUUGUGUGUUAUUGAUGCUCUGCAGUGUUGUUCUCUGAUGAGACGGCUAAGGGCUCACUGUGGUGUUAAUGCAUGUUGAUAUGUCAUUUUGAGUAAUGUACUCGAACUUCCGUGCCAUGUUCCUUCUGAAGUGGAGAGCCUGUGAGUUAGAGUUGGGUUCUCCUUGGCCAGCGCUCACACGUUUAACACACUCUGUUUUUCAUUUCACAACAUGACUGUGUCAUGCUUGUUUUUCUUCCUCUCCUUCCUCCUUUAUUCCUAAAGCCUGACAGAUAUGCCAUGGCCUAUCCCUGUCACGAUUGUCUCGACACACGACAGCUUUUGUUCUAGAUAGCAGCCGGUUCUGACUUUGUUCUGGCCUGGUUCUAACACAGAACCACUCUCUGGGUCUUUGCAGAAAGAGUGGAUUUUGAGAGAGAGAGAGAGAGAGAGAGAGAGAGAGAACACAUGGAGCUCCCCACAAGAUCUAGAACAGACAUUAGGAAGGCUACAGCUCUUAGCAUCAGGCUGAUGAGUCUCCGCCCUCCUCAUGGUCUCCUCUCGCAGGAUGGACAGGAGCACAGUAGCCUUCUCCAGAGCACCGAGGAGUGAGUUUACAUCUGUCAGAGAGCUCCUGUGUAGGUUAGACAUCCAACUUCCUGCCGAGUGCUCCGGAAUAGGAUUCAGACAUCUUGGCUCCAGCGCCAUGGUCCCUCACACACCUCUCAGCUUCCCUGUGACUCCUCAUAUUUUUGCACUCAUCCUUUCCUUGACUAUUAUUAUAGUUACUUUAUUCAUGUUUUUACUUUCCCUUCUACUUCUAGCGUUGUAUUGUCAUUUUCAACCUGAGCUCCCUACGCCAGAGGCGGACUGGAGCCAAUGCUUUGGUGUGUUUUUUUUUUUAGCAUGAGUCUCCGUUGUGCAUGCUUGCUGUUGGAAUGCACAUCUGUCAAACGGAGGAUGACGCCGCCCUCCAUGAGUCAUCCUUCCUCUUCCUUUCAGCCGCUAGACUGGGAACUUGGCAGGAGACAAAGCCCAAGUUCUCCUGAGUAUUUCUCUGUUCUCUUUGUGCACCUUUCUCUUCCUCUCUUUUUUUCCCCCCAUCUCUCUCUCUCUCUGACUCAGUCCCCAAGGCUCUCACGUCGUCCAAUCACUUGUGGCCCCCUUUCUUUAUUUGUCGUGGCAACGCUUUUCAAAUCAGAUGUUGCCCAUAGCAACCUUUCUGGCCCUGGUGCUAAUAGAAACACAGUGCGAUUGGAAGGUAUGUUGUAUAAAUGUACACUCACCCACGGACACUCAGACACUUCAGUCAUAGCCUCUAGAGGCCACUCAGUGAUAGUCUGUCUUAAACUCUUCCAUGUUCCAGUGAUUGUAUAUUCUCUCUGCUUUCGGGUCCAAACGCAUCUGGCAUAUUGGGUGGGGUUGAAGUGUGCUUUUUACCCACAGUCACACAUUGGCCUUGUGUGUGUGUGUGUGUGUGUGUGUGUGUGUGUGUGUGUGUGUGUGUGUCGCUGCGAGGCUGCCUGAGAAAGGGGCAGUGCCCUGCAAACACCACACCGCAGGGUCACUCAGUCCUGCCACACGCCCGGGAGCUGUGGGCCAUCACACAUGCCUUAAGCAGCACUUCACUACCCUCCAGACAGAUGUCAACCACUCAUAUGACGCGUGUCCUACAAACACAUGCAGACACACACACACCACCACACACAGGCUUACACAUACAAACACAUAGUUUGAGGCUUAUACACUAAGACACACACACACUCACACACUCCUCUUUGCUUGGAUGUUUUUCUAUGCCUCUCCAAUAUGUGCUGUAUGUUAAUGUGCAGAUUGAGAAGAAAUAAGCUUUCAGUGUGAGGUUGCUUAUGCUGUACCCCCUCUCCCUCCUCCCUGCACCCCCCACCCCCACCCUCACCCAUCCCUGCCUUGGUAGAAUUGAAGCUGUUUGAUGGUGUUGUUUUGUUGGCUAUGGAGUGCAAGGAUGCUUGAUCUCUGUGACAUGUACUGAGUCUUAUGGAUGGCCAUAUAAAGAUGAUUUCAAAGAAGCGAAAAAUUAAAGCGAAACAUGAUACCCUGA